Messenger RNA from Hemibagrus wyckioides, 5957 nucleotides. RefSeq names its product plakophilin 2 (gene pkp2). The record is from RefSeq and is a predicted model, not a curated record. Gene Ontology annotation, cellular component: nucleus; cytoplasm; adherens junction. Lineage: Eukaryota; Metazoa; Chordata; Actinopteri; Siluriformes; Bagridae. The transcript is spliced from 13 exons. Gene Ontology annotation, molecular function: intermediate filament binding; cadherin binding; protein kinase C binding. Bases 1169 to 3514 code for a protein of 781 amino acids. Gene Ontology annotation, biological process: cell-cell junction assembly; desmosome organization; cell-cell adhesion.
UACCAGAAAAACUCUAAACACAUGUAUUUUAAUCAACAGAAAGUGUGUUAUAAUUAGGUGUGGUUGGUCUCAGCCCUCCCCCAUAGCUGGAACUGAUCUGUUUCCUCAAGUGUCUCAGAGUCAUUAGGUAACUUCAUAACUCAUUGUUUGGAGAAUGCUCUAAGGCGGUUUAGAAUAAGCACUUAUUUUACACAAAGGGCCAGGGGUUUUCAGGAUUAUCAGUCAAACCAAGAUGCAGGGCCUCAUCUCUCCAACCUCUAUCAGUAUUUGGGAUGAGAAACAGGUCUGUAAAUGUGCUUCCUUUAAAAUAAAAGUACAACUUGGAGUAAAUACUCAAACCAGUGCAUCUGACACCAACAUCCAUGCCACGGUUAAAGCCACAGAGAUCACACCAUUUCUUCAUUCUGAUGUUUGCUAUGUACAUUAACUGAAGCUUUUGACCUGCCUGUAUUUGCAUGAUGCUAUGCGUUGCCGUGCUGCCAUGUGAUUGGCUGAUUAGAUUACAAAAACGCUCCUGUUUGAAGAUGACCACACCCCCUUUAGAUGAUGUCACGCGAAUGAAUUCAGUUGUCGAUAGUGACAUAAGUUACUUGACUUGCACUUUCUAGGAAAAAAAAACAUUAAGCUAAAAUGUCCCAUUUUACCUGAUGUCAUAGUGGACCCGAAUAUGACCACGUCCUGCUAUGAUAUUUGUCUGUACCGUGCUAUGGAAAGUAGCUCUUACUGCAAUCCAUGCAGCUUAAUAACGUGUGACUGAGGAUCAAAGAAAAACCUAAACAAUGGAAAAUGACCAGAACAUGAUAAAAAUCAGGAUUACGCCAUGCUUAAUAACAGUUAAUAAAUCUGAAUUCACUCGUUUGAACCUCAGGUAUCGGUGAUGUGCGUCUACAUGUUAGUCUGACUACAAAUACCUCCCGUGUUUCAUACUCACUGCACUCGAUAGGGUGUAUAGAUCAUUAAAAUCCAACCCUAUGUAGGUGAUAUGUGUAGGGUGUGUGAAUGUGUUUGGAAUUUGGCCCGGUGUCCGUUUAGGUGACGCGAUGGAGGACACGCCCUCCGGUAACCACAGGACACGCCCUAAACAAAAAGAGAAACACACCUGACGCACAAAAGAGCUGUGUGUCCGGUUUUAUACACACGCACACAAAAAAAAAAACCAUCGACGAUUAUGGCGUCCGACGAGUCCAUGUUCGUGAGGACGGUUUUGGCUCUUAAUGACACGUUUAAAUCAGAGGACACCAGUUUGGCUCUACCGUCCGAGGACAGGUUAGCUCGCGCUGCUGGCGCUGACGAGGCGCAGCGGAGGAGUCGAGUGGAGCAACAAGUGCAGCAGCUCACUCUGGCACGGAAAGCGAAACGGUCCCUGAUGAAAGGCAGCUUAUCAAGCAGCCACUUAGCAAGUACCACUCCUUCCAGAAGUGGCCCUAUGAAGGUUUUCCAUACUUUUGACCACAGUGACGCUUUAGGACCAAGCAGACACAUGGUUAGGACGAACAAGCCUCAUUGGGCGAAUGUGAGGUUUCCUCAGGCGAAUGGAGGAGAUUACUGGGGUUUUAAAUAUGGCUCAUCAGGAAACUGCUACACCUGGGGCUCUGCAGGUUUUACUCUCCCCACACUGCGAUCCGUGUCUUCAGCCGACCGUCUCCACAGAACCUUCCCUCUGCACACAUCCACCUGUUCCGAGAUGCUCCGCAACGGCCAUCCGUUCGCUUCAGGUUGCUCUGCGACGCUUCAGCUUCCUAACAGGCCUGUGUACGAGGACAAUCUCGACGACGUCUUCCUGCCUGACAGCUCAAACCUCAGCACACUCCGAGCAGAGCAUCAGAGGAUGUUUUGGGAGAAACCGACUCUUCAAAGAACAUCCAGUCAGCUCGGAGAUGUCUCGUGGGUGAUGGGGAACAUGCCCCUGGUGGUUCAGGACAGCAGGCAGAUGCAGGAGACAGUGAGAAGACCACCUUCAGUGGUCAGCACACACACAACGAAGAUAGCGGCGACCCAACAGCAAGAAGCAACAGCUGACAUGCUAAUAAAGGCAAAGCAAACUGCGCCAACCACAAUGAGGAUGGCUGUAAAUCUCCUCAAUGAUAACGACCCAGAAAUGCAGAUCACUGCUGCAAACUUCAUACAAAACCAGUGCUUCAGCAGUGCAGAUGCUAAGAAAAGGCUGGCUGUCCUACAUGGGAUCCCGAAGCUUCUGAAGCUCCUGGACUCGGACAGCGAUGAGGUGCAACAAGCCAUAGCUGCUGCCUUAAGAAACGCCAUCUACGAGAACAACGAGAACAAGAUGGAGGUGAAGGACCAGGAUGGUGUGGCUGUGAUCCUGCGCCUGCUCAAGACGAAUCGUGACACUGAAACCCGGCGGCAGCUAACAGGGUUGCUAUGGAACUUGUCCUCUCAUGACAUGCUGAAGGAGCAGCUCAGCAGAGAAGCUGUAAAACCCCUCACUGACGCCGUCCUUGUGCCAUGCUCGGGUAUCACCGAGGGUGAAGAUCCCAAACUGGAGUUACUGGCAGAUCCUGAGGUCUUCCUUAACGCUACAGGCUGCCUGAGAAACAUGAGUUCAUCCGGACCAAACGCACGCAAGUCCAUGAGAGACUGCGACAGCCUCAUUGACUGCCUCAUUUAUUACAUCCGUGGAACCAUCGCAGAUUAUAAACCUGACGAUCAGGCCUUAGAAAAUUGCGUGUGCAUCUUGCAUAACCUCACCUAUCAGUAUGAGUGCGAAGUCCCUGAAACGGUCAGGCCGCUGGUGCAGGAGUCCAGACAGAGAGCUGCUGCUGAGACCCAGAGACCCGGCUGCUUGGUCAGGAGAAACCCCAAACUCUCGGAGGGAGAUGACUGCUCGGAAUCUGAAUGCCCUCUGCUGGAGGAGAAGUGUAACCCGCACGGUGUGGAGUGGCUGUGGAGCAGCAUCACCAUCCGCAUGUACUUGUCUCUUCUCGCUAUUAGCAACCGCCAGCUCACACAGGAGGCGUCUAUAGGAGCCAUGCAGAACCUGACCGCAGGAAACGGAGGGGUUUCCCAGGCCAUGGCCCACACCAUUGUGCAGAGAGAAGGAGGCCUGCAGCAGGUGAAGAAGGUCCUGCAGGAAGGAGAGGAUGAGGUGAAGAGAGCCGCAGUGUGUCUGCUCAAAAACAUGUCACGCUACAAGGAGCUGCAUUCAGACAUCAUUAAACAGGUGCUGCCGGAGCUGGUUGCCAUGCUUCACAGUCCAGACACGGCUACAGCGCAGAACGGUGAGCUCAUGUCCGUCUGUCAGAUUCUUAACAACCUGAGCCAGGCGUCUUUACAGAACGCUCGCUCCGUGCUCAACAGCGGCAUCCUCCCCAGGAUCAUCAAGAUCAGCAGCAAAGAGAGGCAUGGGUCCACGAAGGCUGGUCAGGCUGCUAGUGUUCUGCUGCACACACUGUGGAGACACUCCGAGCUUCAUGGCAGCUACAAGAAGGCUGGUUACAGGAAGACAGAUUUCAUCAACAACAGGACUGUGAAGGCGGUGAAUUCAGCUCGGAACUGACCUCAAGUGGAACACUGGAGAACUACGCUACACUAAACACAAGGACGAGUUACAACUCAUUCCAUCCUGAAGUGCACUUACAUUUUUUCCCCCAGAAACAUCACUUUGAACGGUCGUGCAACUACACUGCUCUGUCCAUUCCCCUGCUGACAUAGACACAUCAUACAUAUUGAUGGCUGGAAAGUUUUUCUGCUGCAGAGACGUGAAGCACUUGUGUGGAUUUGCAUUUCAAGCCUGCGGCCGGGAGGCUGCCGUGAUCCAAAAAACACCACCCAAAAAGUCAGUUGCUGUGUUACAGGCAUCAUUUUCCACCAAUAAUCCAACUGAUUAUACAACUGAAAAUAAUCCAUUGACGAUUUAAAACCUUCAUGUACACACUUGAAUAGGAAUAAUAUAAUAAUUUUAAGCUGAACAAAAAAAGCUUAGAUGAUUUGGGUAGAAUUUUACAGUGGAGUAAGUCUGCUUAUCAUGAUUUGAUCAUGAUAAUAUCAUAGCGUGUAUCUGUGAUGAAACGAUCAGUGUACAUUGCGUUCAUUCAUUUUUAAAAAAGGAAACAUUUUAAUAGAUUUUUUGUUAUAUUAAAACAUGUUCAGAAAUGUACCUGUGUUUCUCCUUUGCCUGGUUUUCAUCAUCUCCGAUUCAGAUGCAUAUAAGCAGUAACUUGAAAGCUGUUUGUGAAGAUGGCCAUUAAUGCAUCAGGCGCUGUAGGUUAUGUAAUCCUACAUGAUUUCAGUAGAUUCAGAAAAAUAGGAUAGGAUGAUGGCUGAAAAAACAGAUUAUUCCAGGUGUCACGACUGAAGAAACGGCCAAAAUGCAUUUCUGCUUACACUGAUCCCAUUUUUAUCAUAUUUAAAUUUUCUGAAUACAUUUUUAUUUUGGUGUGUGGCAGAGAAAAAAAAUGAUAUAAAGAAGCUGUUUGGUUAAGAUGUUGGAGCACCGAUCGGAAGGUUGUGAGUUCAAAUCCCAGGACCACUGAGCUCUUGUGGAAGGCUUUAACUCUCAAUGACACAAAUGUAAGUCACUCUGGAUAAAGACGUCUGCUGGAUGCCCUUAAUGUAAAUGCCUGCUUAUUUUCCCAUUUAAUUUGAAAACAAAAACAAAUGAAUGCAAUGUACACAGGGCUAGAAACUAAAAUUUAGCAAUACCGAUUUAGUUACCAAUUCUAAAAGAUUUGUCAUAAUUAAAUAAACAAAAAUUCAUGUUAGUCAGAGUAACAUACUGAGCUCAUGCUGAGGUAACUAACUGCUGUGACAUGCUGAGGUAAUGUGCUACGGUCACAAAUGUUAAGUUGCUGAGGUAAAAAUCUGAGGUAAAUCUGAUAUACUGCGGUAGCAUUCUGAGACAACCAGGUAAUCUAGCAUACAGAGGUAACAUGCUAAAGUAACCAACUAAGGGAAUAUUCUGAUAUACUGAGGAACAUUCUGCAUUUUUUUCCUACUGAAGUGAAAGAGCAAGACGAGCCAUAAUUUAAAGCGGCCAUAUGCUGUAUUUAUCCAAUCAGGGUUGUUGAUGCACAGAUAUGCAAUCAGAAAAAGGUUAAUCCAGGGUUUAGGAAUGUACAGUGUGAAACAUCUGAUUAUGAAGAUCUAGGAUUCAUUGUUAAAGUAUGAAUGGAAUGAAGUGUGAAAAGCCUCAAUGUUUAUGUUUCUAUACACAGCAGUACUCGUUUUUUUCUUUGCUCUAGCAUCUGAAACACGUCAUGACUGCAUGCUAGCUUAAUCAUUAGCCUCAGUCGUCGACUAGUCCAUGAUCGCCAUUUUUAAGAAAAGCUUUACAGACCUCAGCUUCAGACAUGACUCGAUGCCUCCGAGUCCAGCCUUCGUAGGCAGCGUUUUUCAUGUUCCCUACACACCCCAGUGUUAGCAUUCACAUGCAGAAGCGGUUCUGUUGAACAACACAAAGCUUUACCCCAGACGCCGAGCACUGUUCUCUGGAAUGUUCUUUCAUUUUUUGUAUUUUUUAUAGUGAAUGUUCCUAAAAUUAGGGAGUCCAAGUCAUCUCAUUAUUCUAGUCCAGCUCUUAUCUUUAACACAUAAUGUUUGCAUUACAUUAGGGUGUUAUUUAUUAUGUGUAGCACUGAAUGCAUGAAUGUCUCCAGCAGCUCCUGCGCUUGUGUUUCAGCAGUAGGGUGAGAGUCGGGCAGCCGGAGACUUCAGCCUGCUCAAACAUGAAGUAAAAACAAAUCAGUUUGGAAAUCCAGUCCAAGAUGCACUCAGUAUUGUGUAGGUUUUUCUCUGUUUUUUUCCCCAUCACUACAAAAGAAUGUAAAAAAAUAUGUAGCAAGGAGACACUUUUUACAAGCCACACCCCCAACACCUAAAACUGGUCAAAUAACAACAAAGGCGACAUUGGUUAUUAAAUAAAUUCAACUGUAAAAGCUUUCAGUCUGUCUAAACACGGAAAUGUGUCUGAGGAAAAAUGAUUCUUUCUUUCUUAAUUUUUU